CAAGCUGCUGUAUGCGCUGCGUCUACCACAUCGCUCUGGACCUAGCUUCUUCUGUGACACCAUCCUCGCGCUAAGUGCUUCUACAAGAACCUUGGAGUGAGAAUGCCAGGGUGCUGCGUGCCGCAAUGCACAACCAUCUGGAGACGGGGUGUGAGAAUGUUCCGGUUCCCGACUUGUCCUAACCGACGGAAACGCUGGAUUGCGCAAGUUAAGCGAGACUGCUGGGAGCCGACUGCUUCCUCCCGUAUUUGUGAGGCCCACUUCGAGGACACAAGCUUCGAGCAAAGGAGGCAGGACGGUUUGAAGAAACUAAGGCCAGAUGCUAUCCCGACGCUGUUUUGUUUUCGCCCUCUUCCAAAGCACAGAUUGCCCCCAAAGAAUCGGGAUGCUGUAUCAAACGUACCGCCUCGGCAUCCAGAUCUCUCAAGUGACAGAGUCGCCGGCGUACAACCCAAGACAGCCAGUGCUCAGGUAUCAGAGGUGGCUCCAGUGCCGAAUGUGAUGUUUGCAGCAAGCAGUGUUGUGGAGCCAAACUGUGCCUCCGCAGAUGUAGACACUGUUCAGCUAAGUCUACAUUCUGGUGACACCCCAAGCAACGCCGCCGACAGUUCUGAAAAGGACUGCGUGUUCUUCAUGGAUGAGAUGGAAAUCAGCCAGGGUUUCGAUCACGACCGCUCUCUAGACUGCCUUUUUGGGGGUACCACGCUGCCACAGUCAAAUGUGCAAGUUGCCAACCAUGCCCUUGUGUUCAUGAUCGUUGUGCUGUGCCUGUCCGACGAACUGCUGAAGAAACGUGGCUACCGGUACCUGCUUACAGACUCAGGAAGCCCAUCCCAAGUGCGUAUGAUGUGA
Messenger RNA from Rhipicephalus sanguineus (brown dog tick), 852 nucleotides. Its product is annotated as peroxynitrite isomerase THAP4-like. The record is from RefSeq and is a predicted model, not a curated record. Bases 103 to 852 code for a protein of 249 amino acids. NCBI's taxonomy places the organism in Eukaryota, Metazoa, Arthropoda, Arachnida, Ixodida, Ixodidae. The transcript is spliced from 6 exons.